AAGUAGCUUGGACCAUCUUGAAACCCGCCAUUCCACUUUCCCCUAGACCUGGUGUCGCCCUUUCAGCUUUCCCUACGCUUUCAACACUUCUUCGUCUUCUUCACUUAUCCUUCAACAAUGGCUCGUUUCCUUAUCGCCCUUUUGUCUGUAGCCUUGAUGGCUUUCUUCUUCCAAGUUGAAGCUGUUCCUCUUCAUAGCCGCCAGAUCGGUGAUGUCCAAUGCAACGCCGCGCGUCUCAAGACAGUUGCCAGUCUUGCAGCCACGAAAAAGGCGGUCAGUAACAUUGAUACCAGCAAUUCCACUGCUACAGGAACUGCAGUCACUGACGCGCAGACGGGAUUAGACUCCGCGAGCGCCGGUAUCAAGACCAUUGCUGCAGCCCUCUUGACAGGGAAGACUGCUCCUGCUGAUGCUCGCGACCAAGUCAAGAACGGGUUGCUUUCUGCUCAGACGGCACUGAAUGGAAUUACUACGGGAGACGCGACGACUGCAGAGGCCCAAUCCAAGCUCAAUGAUACUAUCUCUGCCGGCAGCGACGUCGUUGCUAACUGUAACUAAAACAGGGGUCGUUGGGUAAGGAAGAACUUUCGGUUAAAGGACUUGGACUCGCUGUACUUUGGUGCCCUCUUUUUGCCUAGUAGUGUUCCCCGCGUUGUGAUGUAGUCAGUCAAACUAGGCAUAGAAUGAAUUUCUUUGAAUAGGGUACAUGUCUCGACCAGCUGAUGCAAACCGGUCCAGCUGACUGGUCCCAGUACUACUGGGCAUCCGGCUGCCAGAUAGCCUUUCCGUCUAUAUUUUCAAGGUAACCAUCUUGUGUGAACAGCAGACCUUCUUCUUUGAGCAAGGCCAAUUUACGAUUGAC
Desarmillaria tabescens is the source of this 862-nucleotide messenger RNA. RefSeq lists its product as uncharacterized. The transcript has 4 exons. Bases 118 to 558 code for a protein of 146 amino acids. The record is from RefSeq and is a predicted model, not a curated record. NCBI's taxonomy places the organism in Eukaryota, Fungi, Basidiomycota, Agaricomycetes, Agaricales, Physalacriaceae.